Bufo gargarizans (Asiatic toad) is the source of this 791-nucleotide messenger RNA. It is a transcript of the gene SMKR1, whose product is annotated as small lysine rich protein 1. Lineage: Eukaryota; Metazoa; Chordata; Amphibia; Anura; Bufonidae. The transcript is spliced from 3 exons. The record is from RefSeq and is a predicted model, not a curated record. The coding region runs from base 367 to 609 and encodes 80 amino acids.
GCCGUUAUGUGAAGUGACACGAGGGUGGUGCCAUUACUGCCGCGGUCUCGUAUAUAAUAUAGAACCGCUUCAUAAACGGGCCGACAUUGUGAACCGGAUUAAAGUCUCCGCCCACGGACUGCUCUCACUGAAGCACGUGACCGCUGUAUCCGGGUACCGAGGCACGUUAUGUGGGCGGGGUCACUCGUCACCAUGACAACUAUCCCACGCUGAGGCCGCUUGGUAGCUAAGGCAACAGAGCCGUAGGACACAGCUUGGAGGAAGGAUCGUGCAAUCACCGGAGACGCGGAGCCCCGGGGACAGCGCCGCCUGGAUGUGAUAUUAUGGAAAUAUAGCCAUUGUUCAAGGUGCUUUAGGCUAACAAGAAUGCCAACGAAAAGUGCCAAAUCCAAGAGCUCAGCAAAGUCCCACAGCAAAGGAAAGAAGUCAAAGAAAUCAAAGAAAAGUAAAGAACCUAAACCUGAGGUGGACAUCCUUAGUCCAGCCGCCAUGCUGAAUGCUUACUACAUCUCCCAUAAUGCUGUGGACUGCCUGGAAUUUCGAGGAUUUGGCUGGUCUGGAGCUCCAAAAAAGAAAGGAAAAAAGGGAAAAGGAAAGAAAAAGAAAUAGUUCUCACCAAUCACAAUAACAUCUCCUGAGCGUUUGGUGCCAAAUAUGAAAAACCUUUGUCUAUAGAAUUAGUGCCCAGUUUACAUUGUAGUUAUUAGUAGGAUUACCAUUAUAUGUUAGGUUUUUUUUGUUUGUUUUUUAACUGGAUCUAUGUGAGAACAUUAAAAUUGUGAGAAGUUGCC